AUGGAAACCGAUUCUAAUAACAUGAAUGCGAGCUGCACAAAUGUAGUAGGUCUUCCAGGAUGGUCGAGAAAACGGGUGCAAAGGGCAUCUGGGAAAAGUAAAGGCAAAUACGAUGUGUACAUUAUCAGCCCAGAUGGCAGGAAAUUCCGAUCAAGACCUGAACUGCUAACCUAUCUGAAUAUUCAUAACAACGUGGACUGCCUUGACGCUUUUAGGAGUGUCGUAAACUUUGCAUUUGGCUACAAUGCUACAAACAUAAACCAACAAAAUAAACGCACAACACGGAAACUGCUUGUACGCAAGAGUAGAGAAACACUUGCAUCGACAAGUACCGUAAUUGAUAAUGAAACUGAUGAAGCACAUGGAACGAAAGACGGUUCCAGUCAGCUUCUCUACAGAAAGGAUUUGGACUGCACUAUACAGGAUGCACCCACUUCACCAUGCGUUGAUCCAGUGAUGCAAAGCCCAAGUCGCAGCGAUGAAGAAAACUUCCCUCAUGUUGCAACUACAUCGCAAGGAGACCUUACUGCCAAAGGAAUUUCUGUCAGGCCAGGAAAAUGCAAAAGAGUUACCUCAAAAAGCAAAUACUUUAGCAGGAGAGGAAGUUGCAAAGUUAUUGGCCCACCACGAAAGCUACGAAUGAGGGAAAAGAUAUCCAGCAUUCUGAGCCAAGAGGAAUCAAGAUGGACUCCUCCAAAGUCACCGUAUAACCUUGUGCAGGAAUGUCUAUAUCACAAUCCGUGGCAGCUGCUUGUUGCCACUAUAUUUCUCAACAAGACAUCAGGUAAUAAAGCCAUUCCUCUACUCUGGAAGUUUCUGGAACUUUAUCCGACGCCGGAAGUCGCACGAGUCAGUGACUGGGAGCCGAUGGCGAAACUCCUUCAGCCCCUCGGCUUGUACGAGAAGAGAGCUAAGAUCAUCAUUCGAAUGUCGGAUGAGUUUCUAAGCAAGAAAUGGACGUAUCCCAUUGAACUGCACGGGAUAGGGAAGUAUGGUAAUGAUUCGUACAGAAUCUUCUGCCUAGGAGAGUGGCGAGAGGUGGGUGCACGCGGGCAGCGCCAUCUAGUGGCGCACACAGCGGACAAGAGCAGUGCGGCGGACGCGGGUGGCGCUACCUGGCGGCACGGCGCGUGGUGGAUGCAUGCGGCGCAGCAUACGGCACUAUCGGUACCUGACGACACGGUGCAGCGCGAUGGCGGUGCGGUGCAGCGCGAUGGCGGUGCGGUGCAGCGCGAUGGGGGCGCUACCUGGCGACGCAGUGCAGCGCGAUGGCGCUACCUGGCGACGCGACUUACGGUGGCGGCGCAACCUGGUGACGCGACGGACGACGGCGGC
Messenger RNA from Priapulus caudatus, 1335 nucleotides. RefSeq lists its product as uncharacterized. The annotation marks the transcript as partial. The transcript is spliced from 7 exons. The record is from RefSeq and is a predicted model, not a curated record. Gene Ontology annotation, cellular component: nucleus. Gene Ontology annotation, molecular function: DNA binding; catalytic activity. NCBI's taxonomy places the organism in Eukaryota, Metazoa, Priapulida, Priapulimorpha, Priapulimorphida, Priapulidae. Gene Ontology annotation, biological process: DNA repair.